This is a messenger RNA of Seminavis robusta, 1413 nucleotides long. Lineage: Eukaryota; Bacillariophyta; Bacillariophyceae; Naviculales; Naviculaceae. The record is from the annotation of a GenBank genome assembly.
AUGUCGACUACUACCUGCCGUUCCUGGCUUCUAUUGCAAUGGGUCUACUACUGUAUAGUUACUUCGUAUGUGGGCGCAUCACAGUAUGAUGUAGAGGAGAUUCCCAGCAAGAUUCUGUGGCGACGGCGAGAGUCUCAUCACACCACGAGUUCCGUCAUGAUUGCCGACCGCCACAAGGCAACCGUGUGGAUCUAUUCUCCCCGUCACGUCAAGGGAGAGGAUCCCGUCAAUACUAUUUUAAAGUAUUCACGGCACAACAACACUGGUACGACGAUUCCAACGGCGCAUUACGAUUGGAAGUACGAGUUCUCCUGUCGCUCGCUCCCCAGCUUGGCAUUGGCGGAAUCCCACGGCGACAUUUGGGCCUUGGGAUGUCCUUCUCAACAGGUGCCCUUGUACAAUGGACAACAGUUGACAUCCGAGUCGGGAUCCGUCACGUUGUUUCAGUGGAUCCCUCACAAGAAUCGGGCACGAAUCGUACAGACGAUCUACGGCAAGAAUAGCACGGACCAAUUGGGACAAUCCAUUUCCAUGUCCCAUGAUGGACGCACUGUGGCGUUGGUGGCUACUGCCCACCACAGAUCAUCCAAAAACACAGAUAGUCGGGACUAUUUAAAUGUCUAUCAGCAGCAGCAGCAGCAGCAAGUGCAUGGUGGGACUUCAAAGCAACAAUGGGUACCCAAGGGAGAUACCUUCCAAGAUGUGACCAGGGCAGUCCUCUCCAGUGAUGGCUCCAUUUUGGCAACCACGACAACUGGAAAAGCCUUCAAGAUAUUCUCUUGGGAUGUUCACAAUAAUAAAUGGACAGAAGAAAGGAUUCAAACCAACCGACAACGAGGUCUCAGUAGCUCUUCCCUCUCCUUGUCGGGGAAUGGUCAAGUCUUGUCCAUUCUUCUUCCCGCCAAAGGAGGACAGGCUGUCACCAUCUUUCGACGAACGACACUGGGUACCACCGUUCAAUGGAUUCGAGACUCGACCAUUCAUCAAUCGAGUGAAAGCAGUGGUACUACUAGUAGUAGAAACCGACAAUCUUCUUUUGGUUGGGUAACCUCCUUGUCGGGAGAUGGCAACCGGAUCGCCAUUGCCGAACCUUCCGCGGAGAAUACUCGGGGACUGGUUCGAGUGUACGAUUAUUGCAAUAGAGGCUCCAGGAAUAGCAAGGAAUGGAUAACAGUGGGCAAGGAUAUCCGGGGGAGAAACCAACUCGAUUCUCUGGGACGACACGUGCAUUUGUCCUACGAUGGCACUGUGCUCGUUGUCAAGGCUGUGACCUAUACAAUCAUCUAUGAGUUUGUAGUGGAGGAAGGAUACUACGAUCGUCAAUCUGCUUGCAAAAGAUCAAUGACGACAACUGCUCCAAUAGAGAGACAAGGACAGAAUCGUCCUCGUCGUUAUGGCACAGACGAACUCUAA